AUGAUUGUACAAAAUAAUCCCAUUAUUAAGUAUGAGAUUGCUUCACUGCACUUCGUUUCGUUCGCAAUGACGGCGCUAUGGGAUUAUUCGCUUAGGCUAACAGAGCCUGAAAAUACCCUACACCAGCCUCACUACAUUCCCCUCCUCCAGCCUUUUGCUGCUGCUCGCAGAGCUCCUGGAGGGUGCGGAAGAGCUGAUGCCUGGAGUUAUAAUCCAAAAAGGCGGUAGGCUCAUCGAGCACAAUCACCGGCGUUUGCUGCGCCAGCGAUUUGGCGAUCAUCACCUUCUGGCGCUGCCCGUCGCUGA
Molecule: messenger RNA, 306 nt
Organism: Stylonychia lemnae
Lineage: Eukaryota; Ciliophora; Spirotrichea; Sporadotrichida; Oxytrichidae
Source: the annotation of a GenBank genome assembly